Prunus mume (Japanese apricot) is the source of this 1799-nucleotide messenger RNA. Its product is annotated as Plant invertase/pectin methylesterase inhibitor superfamily. Gene Ontology annotation, molecular function: pectinesterase activity; enzyme inhibitor activity. NCBI's taxonomy places the organism in Eukaryota, Viridiplantae, Streptophyta, Magnoliopsida, Rosales, Rosaceae. Gene Ontology annotation, biological process: cell wall modification. The record is from RefSeq and is a predicted model, not a curated record.
CAGAACCAAAGAUGGGCUUACCCAGUUUUCUGUCUGUUCUCAUUAUUCUAUCUGCAUUUUCAUGUUUUUCAUAUGGAGUUACUUCUACAAAAGAUCCCAACCCCUCCAUUCAAUCCAUGGUUAUGCAAACUUGCACUGAAAUUGAAGACCAAAAUUCAUGCCUCACAAAUGUGCAAGCUGAGCUCAAAACUAUGGCCCCUGACAAUCAAAAUUCUGCUUCAAUCCUGACUGCUGCGAUUAGGCACACACUUAAUGAAGCAAGAGCUGCGAUCCAAAAGAUCACAAAGUUCAGUUCUUUAUCCAUCAGUUACAGAGAACAACUAGCAAUUGAGGAUUGCAAAGAGCUCCUAGACUUCUCUGUCUCUGAAUUGGCUUGGUCUUUGGGUGAGAUGAACAAAAUCCGAGGUGGUGACAACAAUGAACACUAUGAGGGAAACUUGAAAGCUUGGCUAAGUGCUGCCCUUAGUAACCAAGAUACCUGCCUUGAAGGUUUUGAGGGAACUGAUAGACGUCUCGAAGAUUUCGUCAGGGGAAGUUUGAAGCAAGUCACACAGCUCAUUGGUAAUGUCUUGGCCUUGUACACUCAAUUACAUAGCUUACCCUUCAAGCCUCCUAGAGAUCACGGCACCCCGGUGAAUAAAAGUUCAUCAUCAGACGAUCAUUUGCCGGCAUGGAUCACUGAGGGUGAUCAAGAGCUGCUUAGAUCCAAUCCACAAUCGGGUGUGCAUGCAGAUGCUAUUGUGGCAGCAGAUGGGAGUGGCAAGUAUCGUACAAUCACAGAAGCUGUUAAUGCAGCUCCAAACUACAGCAGCAAGAGGUACGUAAUAUAUGUGAAGAAGGGAGUUUAUAAAGAAAACAUUGACAUGAAGAAGAAGAAAACCAAUAUUAUGUUUGUAGGGGAUGGGAUUGGACAAACUGUGGUAACGGGUAGACGGAAUUUCAUGCAAGGAUGGACUACAUUUAGAACUGCAACUGUUGCCGUGUCUGGCAAGGGAUUUAUAGCAAGAGACAUGACAUUUAGAAACACGGCCGGGCCGGAAAACCAUCAAGGUGUGGCGCUUAGAGUUGACUCCGACCAAUCGGCCUUCUUCCGGUGCAGCAUGGAGGGUUACCAAGACACCCUCUAUGCUCACUCCCUCCGUCAAUUUUACCGUGAAUGUAGCAUCUAUGGCACCAUAGACUUCAUAUUUGGCAACGGUGCAGCUGUGCUACAAAAUUGCAAAAUCUACACGAGAGUCCCCCUGCCAUCACAAAAGGUCACAAUCACAGCCCAAGGCAGAAAAAACCCACAUCAAAGCACUGGAUUUGCAAUCCAAGACAGCUAUGUUCUUGCCACUCAGCCAACAUAUUUGGGCAGGCCAUGGAAGCAAUAUUCCAGGACUGUUUUUAUGAACACUUAUAUGAGUGGGCUUGUGCAGCCCAGAGGGUGGCUUGAGUGGUAUGGCAACUUUGCUUUGGGCACCUUGUGGUAUGGUGAGUAUAAGAAUUAUGGGCCGGGUGCUUUGCUACCCGGGAGGGUCAAAUGGCCCGGUUACCACAUUAUCAAGGAUGCUGCGGCGGCUAGCUUCUUCACUGUUGGGAGGUUCAUUGAUGGAAGGGCUUGGUUGCCAUCAACAGGUGUCAAGUUUACAGUGGGUUUGAGAAAUUAAAUAGUUAAUGGAAAUAUUUGGACUAAUAUUAUAUAGAUCGCAUCUCUAAUAAGAUGGUUUUCAUUUGUAUCCUUCUCUAGCAUAGUUGUAGCAGAUAUAUGACCAAACAUUGUUAAAAAUUAGUAUUUAUUUCUCAUUUACAUGAGAUAA